Molecule: messenger RNA, 2803 nt
Organism: Cryphonectria parasitica EP155
Lineage: Eukaryota; Fungi; Ascomycota; Sordariomycetes; Diaporthales; Cryphonectriaceae
Exons: 1
Coding region: 1-2544 (847 amino acids)
Biological process (GO): mitochondrial tRNA 3'-end processing
Cellular component (GO): mitochondrion
Molecular function (GO): 3'-tRNA processing endoribonuclease activity
Source: RefSeq, a predicted model, not a curated record
AUGCUCCAGUACGUCCAGAUCAUCUCCGUCCCGACGGCGGACUCGCCGGGGCCGUGCGUGCUGCUGCACUUUGACUCCCGCCGCUAUGUCUUUGGGCACAUGUCCGAGGGCAUGCAGCGCAUCAUGGCGCAGCGGCGGGUCGCCCUGUCCAAGCUCGACGAGGUCUUCCUCUCCGGCCCCACCACGUGGAAGAACGUCGGCGGGCUGUUGGGCAUGAUCCUCACCAUUGCCGAUGUCGUCGCCACCCAGAAGCUGCCUGACGAGAGCAACAAGAAGAAGAAAAAAAAGGCCGAAGGGAACCUGUCCACGAUCGCAAGCCUGAAGAUCUAUGGCGCCGAAAACAUCGCACACAUGGUUGCUACCUCGCGGCGGUUCAUCUUCCGCAAAGGGUUGCCUCUGAGGUUACAUGAGAUACCGCAUGAGUCUGCCAGGGACCACCAGCAGGGUAGGAAACCUGACUUUGAGGAUGCGAAUGUACGGGUGUGGUAUGUGUCUCUGAAGCCUGCUGCCGAGACCACCAAACCCCACGGCCGCAAGAGGAGCCACGACGAUAUGGUCGCCGAGGGUACACAAGGCCAAGGUCAGGUGAGCCCGAUGCAGGAUGCGGAGAAGAAGCAGGCUGCCCGAGAGCUGGUCAAGUCUGUGGUGGACAAUAUGUUCGACUCGGAAUGGGAAUUAGACGCUCUGGAGGAGAGCACGCUGUACCAGGUCAAGCUGCCGGCGGCAAUCUUCGUCAAGGGCGAGGACGGCCAGAUGAAGAAAUACGAGGGUCCCAUGCCUGGCGACGACGAAGCAGUCCCUGACAUACAGGUUUUCACCCGGAGACCCUGGCCGGCAGUAAGGAUUGCGGAACUCCCUCGUACCUCGCCCUCAACACAAUCCCUCUGUUACAUUGUCAAAGGACAGGCCAGGCGAGGAAAGUUCGAUGUUCAGGCAGCUGAGAGGCUCGGUGUGCAGAGGUGGGACUAUAAAUUACUCACCAGUGGCAAGACGGUCAAGGGCAAGGACGACAUGGACGUGACACCUGAUAUGGUCCUUGCGCCGGCUGUUGAAGGCCGCGGAUUUGCUUUUAUCGAUCUCCCUGACGCAUCGUACAUCAGCGAGUUCUUGGCACGUCCUGAAUGGAGCGACGACUCGCUCAUGGGGACGCUCGACGUUAUGUACUGGAAUCUGGGACGCGGUGUUCAGCACGACGAACGAAUCAAAGAGUUUAUGGAAGCGCGCGGGGACAUGACGCACACAGUCUUUUCGCCAGACACGAACCCCAACGGUAUUGCCAUGCACGGCGCCGCCAACAGCAUGGUCAGGAUGCACAGGAUAGAUCCUGAUCGGUUUGGUCUGCCUGUCUUUGACAACAAACCCAAGGGCCCCGCCACUAAAGCCCUUCAAGUGGCUCAGGUCGGAGCCAAGCUGAUACAAUCACCGCGUGUGGAAGUCAAGGACGACGAGAUCCUUCAACCCAUGGACUUAUUAGGGGCCGUGCAAAGUAUCGACCCCAAGGUCAUCGAGAUGGCAGACAAAGCCAAGGCUAAGUCGGAAGACCCAGCUCUGCUAGCUGAAAUCGAAGCAGCCGAAAAGGACAUUCCAAACCGCGACCUCGAGGUUAUUGCGCUUGGCACAGGCUCCGCACUGCCCUCGAAAUACCGCAACGUGUCAGCCACCCUCAUCCGCGUUCCAGGCUACGGCUCCUAUCUCUUUGACUGCGGCGAGAACACGCUCGGCCAGCUUCGCCGCAUGUACGGCUACGACAAGGCCGACGAGAUCCUCGGCGACCUCAAGGUGAUCUGGAUCAGCCACCUCCACGCAGACCACCACCUCGGCACUGCGAGCGUCAUCAGAGCCUGGAAUGAAGUGACCACCACCAACAUGACUCAGAAUAUCACCGCCGAGCCCACCCCCCGCCUGACCGUCGUUUCCACCCCGUACAUGCUCGACUGGCUGCGCGAGUAUGCCGACGUCGAGGACUUUGGCUUCGACCGCCUCCGCCUGAUCAGCAUCCGAGGACCCCAACAGCGCGAGGCUAUCCAGGACCCCGUCAUCUUCGACGCAACCUCGUUGGCCGGCAGGGACACGGGCUUGGCGCGGAUCGACGCCUGCCGCGUAGACCACUGUUACGGCGCGCUGGCGUGCGUCUUCACCUGGCCUUCAGGGCUCAAGGUGGCAUACUCGGGCGACUGCCGCCCGUCAGAUGGGCUUGUGCGGAUCGGGCGUGGCUGCACGCUGCUGCUGCACGAGAGCACGCUAGACGACGAGCUGCGGGACGACGCGUACGCCAAGAAGCACUGCACCAUGAGCGAGGCGCUGGACGUGGCGCGGCGCAUGCAGGCCAGGCGGGUACUGCUCACGCACUUUUCGCAGCGCUAUCCCAAGAUUGGGAACUCGUUCACCGCAGACGGGCGGAGCAAGCGCAACCGCCCUACUGACCAGGUGGUGCUCAUGGCGUUUGAUAUGAUGCGUGUCAAGCUGGGUGAUUUCAGGAAGGCGGAGCUGUUUCUGCCUGCGCUGAGGAAGAUGCUGGUGGAGAGCGACGAGGAUGCAGAUUGAUGCGUAGUCAUCCAAUUAGUGAGUGGCAUCAGCAGCCGAUGUAAUCCUCUUUUGGCUAUUCGUUUGAAUCACACGCGUGAGCUCUUGACUUCAAUAGAAUAUCUGGAAACGUGGCAUGCAAAGCAAAUGUGUGGGAAGAGUCUUUGAUAAGACGCAUUAGUGUCGGCCUCUUUGUUAAGAGAGGAGAUAAAUAAACCACCGAAAUUACUUUAAGCUAUGGAAAAAAAUGAAAAGAAAUGAUUCUUUGUUCAGUUGAGGU